AUGUUGGAAUGCACUCAUUUUGAUCAUGAAAAGGCAUCUGAAUUUGUUUUUCCUCCGUUGUAUGAGUUUCCACCUUUUUUCACGCGUCAGCCAAAUGCAGAAACAUGGAAGUCUCAGCAGUCUCACUGGGUAUCAUUGAUUUUAGCGUAUUGUCGGCAUAAACGUAUUUUCAGGCUUUAUGUUUCUCAAGAAUUGCUUGAAACUGAAUUGUUUUUUAAUAAUAAAAUCAAAAGAUGUGUUAAAAUGGAUAUGCUUAAAGAGAUUCUUGAUUUUAUGGAAAAUAAACAUAAUGGUGAAUGGCUGGAUAAUAAUAAGAAAGACAUUUUUUUCGUUUAUUGGAGAACACUUGAUGAAUGGGCAGAUAUAAUGAUACAUUGGAUUGAAAAAACGGGACAAAGAAAUACUAUUUUAACAUAUUAUGAGCUUAUAGAAGGCAGGGCUUUAGUUAAUACAGAACUUUAUAAAAUAGAUCCGAUAAUAUUUAAGAAAAUUAUUCAAGUUUUAGUUAAGAAAGACAUGGCUCAAGUUCUUAGGGGCAGUAAUGAAGAUGAAUUUGGUGUUAAGUUUUUUGGUCGUAUCUAG
This is a messenger RNA of Pneumocystis jirovecii RU7, 582 nucleotides long. Its product is annotated as ESCRT-II subunit protein VPS25. Gene Ontology annotation, cellular component: ESCRT II complex. The record is from RefSeq and is a predicted model, not a curated record. Gene Ontology annotation, molecular function: structural molecule activity; protein homodimerization activity. The coding region runs from base 1 to 582 and encodes 193 amino acids. The transcript is spliced from 4 exons. Gene Ontology annotation, biological process: protein transport to vacuole involved in ubiquitin-dependent protein catabolic process via the multivesicular body sorting pathway. NCBI's taxonomy places the organism in Eukaryota, Fungi, Ascomycota, Pneumocystomycetes, Pneumocystales, Pneumocystaceae.